Molecule: messenger RNA, 1923 nt
Organism: Sinocyclocheilus anshuiensis
Lineage: Eukaryota; Metazoa; Chordata; Actinopteri; Cypriniformes; Cyprinidae
Product: deoxyribodipyrimidine photo-lyase-like
Biological process (GO): photoreactive repair
Molecular function (GO): deoxyribodipyrimidine photo-lyase activity
Source: RefSeq, a predicted model, not a curated record
AGUAAACAUUAGAAGAAGAAGAAGAGAAAAUUGUGCAGCGACAGAAUUAUCAAAAGUGCAUUUGGUUUCACGUGUUCGGAAGUGCAUGCUUAAUAUUAGGUUGUUUUCUACGUGUUUGUACAACAUCAGAAACCUAAGAAGAGCGCUGCUCCUCCGUGCCAUCAGCGACCCAAACACACUUCCACAUUAUAUCAGUAUGUCUGCAAACAAGCGCAACCUGAAGCGCCAGAGAGAGCCAGCGGACAGCGCCGGGGGGAAGCAGCCGAGGCUAGAGGGAGUGAGAGCGAGAGAGACCGGCUGGCUGCUGCGGGAAGUGACCGAGCUCCGCAGAGCAGCGCUGGGAUGCGAGUUCAACAAAAAGCGCCUCCGUUAUUUAGCAGACACACAGAAAAUCAAACAGGGCUCCGAUGGGGUCCUCUACUGGAUGUCCCGCGACCAAAGAGUCCAAGAUAACUGGGCAUUGAUCUACGCUCAGCAGCUGGCUCUGGCUGAGAAACUUCCUCUGCACAUCUGCUUCUGUUUGGUGCCUCGAUAUCUGGAAGCGACCUACAGACAGUACGCCUUUAUGCUGAAAGGACUGCGAGAAGUGGCAAAGGAAUGCAAAAGCCUGGAUAUUCAGUUCCAUCUGCUGUCAGGAGAACCUGGACAGAAGCUGCCAAGCUUUGUUAAAAACGGGAAGUUUGGAGCAGUUGUCACUGACUUUAACCCCCUCAGGAUCCCUCUCCAGUGGAUUGAGACUGUUAAGAAACACCUUCCGUCUGACGUCCCUUUCAUUCAGGUUGAUGCACAUAACGUGGUGCCUUGCUGGGAAGCGUCUGAGAAGCUGGAAUAUGGGGCCAGGACGAUACGAGGCAAAAUCACUAAACUUCUGCCAGAAUUCCUCUCAGAGAUUCCUCUUGUGGACACUCACCCACACUCUGCUUCUCGUACAGCAAAGCCAGUGGACUGGGAGGAGGUGCUGUCGUGUCUUGAGGUGGAGCGCAGUGUUGGAGAGGUGGACUGGGCUCAGCCUGGCUCCUGUGGCGGCAUGGCCAUGCUGGAGUCCUUCAUUGACCAACGGCUGCGUCUCUUUGCCACUCACAGAAACAAUCCCAACUGUGACGCCCUCAGCCAUCUCUCCCCAUGGAUCCACGCUGGUCAGUUGUCUGCUCAGCGUGUGGUGAAGCAGGUCAAACGAGAAAAGAACGCCAGCGAGUCUGUGCUGUCUUUUACUGAGGAGCUGGUGGUGCGCCGGGAGCUCGCCGACAACUUCUGCUUCUACAACCACAACUAUGACAACAUUUCAGGUGCGUAUGAUUGGGCGAAGAAGACGCAGGAUCACGCUAAGGACUGCAGACAGUACCUUUACACAAAAGAGCAGCUGGAGAACACCAAGACCCAUGACCAGCUGUGGAACGCUGCACAGCGUCAGCUGGUGUUAGAAGGGAAGAUGCAUGGGUUUCUGCGCAUGUACUGGGCAAAGAAGAUCCUGGAAUGGACUGCAUCUCCUGAAGAAGCCCUCUCUAUUGCUAUAUAUCUGAAUGACCGUCUGUCUUUAGAUGGCUGCGAUCCCAACGGAUAUGUGGGUUGCAUGUGGUCCAUCUGUGGCAUCCAUGACCAGGGCUGGGCAGAGAGGCCCAUCUUUGGCAAAAUUCGCUAUAUGAAUUAUGCUGGCUGCAAGCGGAAGUUUGAUGUGGCUCAGUUUGAGAGGAAGUACGCUGCUGUACAGGAGACCUCCAAGAAAUCUGUCUAGUUUAAUUCGUCAAAUUCUGAAAAUCUACUGACUGACGUAAAAUUUCAGUUCUCAUUGUUUGUACUUGUUUUAGAGGGACUGUAUUUAAGGGUAUUUUUUUCUGGCAGACACUUUUCUGUAGUAAGGGCAAGUUUAUUAAUAAGAUGCUAUAUUUGUUAUGUUGUUUGUUGGUAUAAAGGCUAUUGUCUGUC